AAGUCAGAAUAAGGAAAAUACCAUAAAAGGCGAACGGAGACUCUCCUCUUUCUUCAUCACCAGCAGCAAUGCAAACGCUACUUCUGCCGGCAACACGGGCCGGCAGCUUCACGGCGGUUCCUCUGUCAGCCUCUGCUGCCGCCGCCCCUCGUCUCUCUCAACCAUUUCUGCCGUUGAAUCCCCUGCCCACACUCCCUCUCAAUUUGUCUCGUUCGUCUUCCGCUUUCGGUUCCCCCUUCUCUCGUCAAUCAUGGAAGCUUCCUUUCACCGCAAGCGCUUCUUCUCAAGUGUCUACGGCUUUCACUGCUUCGAAUGACGAAUUAGAGAAGGCAAAACUCGAACAGGUGGCGAAGAGAUUGGAGAAGACGGCGAGGUAUUUCAAGCGUUUGGGUAACUUAGGGUUUUGGGGUCAGUUAGUGUGCACUGUCGUGGCUGCCGUCAUACUGUCAUUCUCCGUUGUCAUUACCGGAAAAGUGACAUCUCCUGCCACAUUUUAUGCCACGGCGGGUGGAAUAGUGGCGGCCUUCAUUUCUGUGUUUUGGUCCUUUGGUUACAUUCGCCUUUCGGAGAAGCUUCGAAAAACUGCAAAUGACCCCGCCAAGGCACCCCCUCGUGCUGAUGUAGUGAAAGGCUUGAAAAAUGGUAUAGUAAUGAACCUGUUGGGGAUGGGUGCUGCUAUUCUUGGGAUGCAAGCCACGGUUGGCUUGUUGGUUGCUAAGGCUCUCACUACCUCUGCAAACCCGUAUUAUCAGGGAAUUUCCCCUGGUAACAGCCCAGUUCUCGCAUUGGAUGUAUUUUUGGUGCAGGCAUCAGCGAACACUAUUCUCUCACAUUUCCUUGGGCUUAUUUUCUCUCUGGAGUUGUUGAGAUCAGUCACGUUACCACCUUCAGAAACGACUCCAUUUCCCAAGUUUGCAUAAUAUGUACCAAGAGACUAGUAUGAUGAAAUCACACCCAAAAAUUAUCCCCCGUUUCCGGUGGUUGUUUGCGUAAUGAAUUACGUUCCUCUUUUUUGAUACAGCAUUUUAAUGCCCUCUUCCUAGGCAAUUCCCGAAAUUGUGUAUUUCCAGUUUUAAAAGAACCCGUGCAAAUGUUGCUAAUAAACAUGACAAUGGCUCAACAAAUGGAGAUCCUUGGGCAGAUUAUUAUAAUGGAGGGAGUCGUUUUGGAGUCAUCAUCACUCAUAGCUUGUCUACGGUAAGAUCCAAUCGGAGAAAUUUCGAAAAUCAACUCUGAAAUAAUUGUAUAUUAGACCUGUCAUGGAAUCUGCGGGUUUUGUUCCUUUUCAAAAUACUCGCAAGCUUGUUUGACAGUAUGAUGCUAUGUUUUUGUCCUUGUUAGAGUUACUUUUUACCCCUUA
This is a messenger RNA of Vigna umbellata (rice bean), 1360 nucleotides long. It is a transcript of the gene TIC21, whose product is annotated as translocon at inner membrane of chloroplasts 21. Lineage: Eukaryota; Viridiplantae; Streptophyta; Magnoliopsida; Fabales; Fabaceae. The record is from RefSeq and is a predicted model, not a curated record.